This is a messenger RNA of Olea europaea var. sylvestris, 488 nucleotides long. RefSeq lists its product as uncharacterized. Bases 166 to 438 code for a protein of 90 amino acids. The record is from RefSeq and is a predicted model, not a curated record. The transcript has a single exon. Lineage: Eukaryota; Viridiplantae; Streptophyta; Magnoliopsida; Lamiales; Oleaceae.
ACCUAAAACUGGGGGCAUUUUCUUUUCUGCUGGUAAAACCUCCCCCCAGUUUCUUUGUAUACAUAUAUAUAAACUCAAUAUUCUCCCCAUUAUUUUUCAUCAUCAUUCAAAUCCAUUGAGCACAAACAGUGAAUAAUUUUAACCGUACGAAAGAAGAAGUUGAAAAUGAGUUCCACAAGCAGGGCUUGGUUAGUGGGAGCAAGCAUUGGAGCUGUUGAGGUUCUGAAAGAUCAGGGAUUCUGUAGAUGGAAUUAUGCAAUGAGGAUACUUCAACAACAUGCCAAGAACAACCUCAGAUCAUACACUCAAGUUAAGAAACUUUCUGGAGCACCCUCUUCAACAAUUAUAUGUAAAAAGAUGAAGGAAGAUCACAGGUUGAAGAAAUCUGAGGAUUCAUUGAGAACGGUUAUGUAUUUGAGCUGUUGGGGACCUAAUUGAAUUGAAUCUCCAAACCCGUAUUUGAGCUGUUGGGUUUCAGUUUCCUCUUC